Messenger RNA from Manduca sexta (tobacco hornworm), 1458 nucleotides. RefSeq lists its product as uncharacterized. Bases 232 to 1119 code for a protein of 295 amino acids. The transcript has a single exon. The record is from RefSeq and is a predicted model, not a curated record. NCBI's taxonomy places the organism in Eukaryota, Metazoa, Arthropoda, Insecta, Lepidoptera, Sphingidae.
UCCAGUCACAAUUUAAAAAUUUUAUAACUUUAGCAUAUAGAUAAGUUCUACUUGUAUUUCCUAUAUAGUUUAGGAUAUAAAAGACAGAGUAAAUGAUAGUUUCCAAUAAUAUGUCUAUGCACAAUGUUCAAUAGGUAUCAAUGGACUUCAACUUCAUCUGACAACAGUGAACAGUCAACAGUGCUAAGGUAAAAGGUUUUGUGUGCAAAUAUCUUUCAAUUCUCUACAAAAAUGAGCCGAAGUCCAGCAGCUAAUUUAUCAAUAGCUUCAUUAGAACAUGAUGUGAGUGGCGACGUGGAAACGGUGAAAGAGAAAAAAUACUGCAAAGAAUUAUUGAAGUCGCGAAUAUUCUUGGGCCGUUAUUUAGAAAGGAGAUUAAUUGACCAGCGCAUCGGUUAUCGUGAUAUCGUGCUUGUUAGUGCGGCAGAGGUCGAAUUAAAGAGAGACUUAUUAGAAGCGCAACACAAGCUGCGACUUGCCUGCCCCAAAAUACAUUGGAUAGGAAUAACAGAUUCGGAUGCGGCCGGCUGCGGGGCUUCCGGUGUUUGUAUUUGGACCGAAAUUGAAAACCAACCAUUUGGACCGUUCUGGUUUCAAAUUAAAAGUCUUAAGUUCCGAGAGGAUGAAAUUAUUGUCACUCUGAAGUGUCUCAGGCAUAUAUCAGAUGCAUUCAUAGAACUAGAACCCAUAUUGACUGGAUCAACCAAGAAAAUCAAGGACACGGCGAAUACUAAUCUUGAUAAUAGCAUUGUGUCAUUAAAUGAAACCUACACUGAAAUAGUUGGAAGCCUCAAAGGUGUUUUGUCUGUAACCAAUGUGAAAGAAUUCAUAACAUUCUUUUUUGCUUUUGUUAUAGCUAUAUUCACAGGCAGUACCUCCUUUGUUAACUUUUUGGGGAGUUUUAUAUUGGCUCUGAUAAGGGAAAUUUCAAUAUUUGUAAAAAAUUCAACACCUAUGUUUUUGGGAUUGUUGGACUUUUUCAGUAAAAUAAUUGGAGGGUUUUAUAUCCUGCUAGCAAUGUUCUUCAAACAAAAUGCUCCACCAACAAGCAAAAGAGCUAUCACAUACCAUGAUAGACAAAGGAGAAGCAACAAUUACGAUGAUAGGUAUUUUGACUGAGUUUAUAUUGAUAGCUGGAUAAGGUUUCAUUAUUUAGAUCUCAUUGAGAGUAUUGAAAGAUAUUUAAUUUUAUAGGAAACGGCAAGUAAUUCUUCAGAAUAUUGCAUUUUACAGACAAUUUUAAUGUUGAAAACAUUCCGUUUUACAUUUUCCAUAUACAUAUUUUAUUCUGAAGUUGAAUCUCUGAAGUUUUAUUUUUAUUUGUUUUUUAAAUGAGAAACGAUAAUGUGUUAAACAUGUAUUUAAUAACAUUUACACAUAAGCUUUGUGAUGGUGAUAAUAAUUUAGCCUUGUGAUGUAUUCAUGCAUUUUUACUGACAAUAUAUUGCUUUUAUUAGA